Molecule: messenger RNA, 3167 nt
Organism: Conger conger (European conger)
Lineage: Eukaryota; Metazoa; Chordata; Actinopteri; Anguilliformes; Congridae
Product: glutathione synthetase-like
Exons: 14
Coding region: 573-1766 (397 amino acids)
Biological process (GO): glutathione biosynthetic process
Cellular component (GO): cytosol
Molecular function (GO): glutathione synthase activity; ATP binding; glutathione binding
Source: RefSeq, a predicted model, not a curated record
CUGCAUCCGUGUUUUCUUACCUACCAAUAAACUACGCGUAAUGAUUAGCCUGUGGUUACCGGAAAAACGAGUUAUGGUUGAAGCAGAGAUGCUUCAUUUGACACGAGUGUGCGGAACCAGCGGAUAGGGAAAGAUUAUUUUGUGAUUGCUGAGUACAUAGAUAUAAGAUUUGGAGCAAUCUUACAGAAACACAAGCCGACUACCACUUGCACCAAGAUAAACAAGAGCAAGGUCUGUUCGUGUGUCUCCCCAACGUUAUUGAAUUAACUAUAGUUGACGCUACUCAGCCUUAAUUUGUAUGUGCCGUUCUAUGAUGACAAUGCUAAUGGCUUCAAUGGCAAUGCCGGAGGACGUGUUAAUGAAUGAAGCGCUGAUCAGGGAUUUAGAAGCUGUUGCGAAAGACACGGCUGUUCUGCUUGGAGUUUUAAUGAGGACAAAGGAAACGCCAAAUUCGUCGGAGUGCAUCCAGUCAAGGGCUACUUUUGGACAUCGGAAAAUAGGGGGACAACACAAAAAAAUUGCUCUUCGACCAGGCGCUCGCAGUGCAGACAAAUUUUAACCGACUGGUGGACAUGAUCAGCCAGGAUUCCAAAUUCCUCCAAGAAGCCCUGGCCAGCACUAUCAAAGUGGAUGAUUUCACUGCAAGAUUGUUCAAUAUAUACAGGCACAUUCUUCAAGAAGGCUGUUCCCAGCCAAUAGCUGUGGGUCUGAAUCGCUCUGACUACAUGCUGGACCGUGGGACUGAUGGAAACACAACCUUGAAGCAGAUCGAAAUCAACACCAUUGCAGCCAGUUUUGGUGGACUUUCUUCACGGACUCCAGCUGUUCACAGGCACAUUCUGAAGGUUGCUGGCCGGUUAGAGGAACGGAAAAUGAUCCUGGACAAUAACCCAGCGGCAGGACUUGCCAAGGCCCUGGCUCUGGCCUGGAAGUUGUAUGGCUCUGACAGGGCUGUGGUCAUGUUCCUGGUGGAGGAUUGUCAGAUUAAUAUCUAUGACCAUCGAUAUGUUGAGAACGAACUGUGGAACAGAAAUAUUCCAGUCGUACGAAGGCGUUUUGAGGAUGUAUGCAAGACUGGAUUGCUGGACCAGGACAAGAGGCUGUUUGUCGAUGGUCAAGAAGUUGCACUAGUGUACUUUCGCAAUGGGUACAUGCCUCAGAACUACACAGAACAGAGUUGGGAGGCGAGGCUUAUGAUGGAGCGGUCCCUGGCAGUCAAGUGUCCUGACAUCGGCACCCAUUUGGCCGGAACCAAGAAAGUGCAGCAGGAGCUAGCCCGACCUGGUGUCCUUGAGAAGUUCUUUCCAGAUGACCCCGAGGCUGUAGCUCAGAUGCGAGCAACCUUUGCUGGGCUUUAUACCCUGGAUGAGGGAGAGGAGGGAGACAAGACUGUGGCGAUGGCCUUGGCAAACCCAGACCAGUACGUCCUGAAACCCCAGAGGGAGGGAGGGGGUAACAAUAUCUACGGUGCAGAUAUCUGCCAGGUGCUGUCGGGAGAGAAGGGCAGCUCAGACAGGACAGCCUACAUUCUGAUGGACAAGGUCCAUCCCCAGCCUGUCUACAACUACCUGCUGAGGAGUGGCUAUCCCCUCAAACUCAGCACAUGUCUGAGUGAGCUGGGCAUCUUUGGAGCCUAUGUGAGACAGGGGACAAAUAUGCUGCUCAAUGAGUGCCCAGGACAUCUUCUUAGAACCAAGAGUUCAGAAUAUUCUGAUGGAGGUGUGGCUGCAGGAGUGGCAGUCCUGGAUAACCCAAUUCUCAUUUGACCUACUUCCUGGAAAAUAAACCACCAACUGGAACAGUGACGGACAAGAAAUACUUCAGUGGCCUUCCUUCUCCCUCAAGGGUACUGCUUAUAUGCUCCAAAUAAUAUUAAAAAAUUGUAAAUGCAUAUUUUUUGAUGUACUACUGAAUGCAUGCAAUUUCAAAAGAUGUUUUAGGCUUGAGGAAAAAAAUGUCCAUUCCAUAGAAACCACAUUAGUUUAGAUGUUGAUAUUUAUAGAUGAGCAGCCUUCAUGGAGAAAUUGUAUUAAUUUUAAAAAAAGUUUUAUUUUGUGAAAAUGAUUUAUGAACACCUGAAAAGUGAUUGAAACAUGGGUGUGUAGGAACUGAAAACCAUGACAUUUCAUAUUCAGCAAAUUCCUGCAAACUGAUUGUCAGGGCAAAUUUCACAAUUGUGCUCAAAUUGGUAAGACUGUUGCAAGUGUAUGGUGUGGUAAAGCUGUAUUGCCCCUGAAUAGCAUUUCCGGUAUACUGCUAAAUGGAUCAUAGACUCCAGCAACGACAACUUUAUAUAAGCAAAUGAAUGGAAAAUGGUCAAUGGUAAAUGGUUGGAAUUUAUAUAGCGUCUUUAUCCAAAGCGCUGUACAAUUGAUGUUUGUCAUACACCCAUUCAUACGCACACCAGCGGUGAUUGGCUGCCAUGCAAGGCACGAACCAGCUCGAAAUGAACCAUUAAGUCGUUCAACAUGCAACUUUCCAUUUUAUAUAUAUAUUUAUAUCGUAGUUACGAGCGUAGUCAGAUUUGUGUAGCACACACAAUAGCAAAGAUGACGUUAUCCAUCCUCGGCUGGCCAGUCUCAUGGGACAUAGGGCGGCGGGUUUCCACAGUUGCACUUGACAUUGGUUGCAGGUUGCCAGCAAUAGGCUACUGAUUAAACAAAUGUAUCCUAUUUUUAAUUAAGUUAAAAUCAGGCCAGUUGAGUCGGAUUUUUAAAUCGCAUGAGUAGGGACGUGAUAUGAAUACAGACACCAUUGUUAUUGGCCUUAAGAUAGUCCAAUUGUGGAAAUUUUUUUGGCAAUCUAAAGACUCAAAACAGUACUUUUUACGAAUCGAAAUCCUAAAUUAUCAGCAUAUAGCUAUUAUUUAAAUCAUGAAACGCAUACUUUUAACCCUGACUUCAACACUACGCAAUUUAAUAGGUAUUCUACCGGAAAUAUAAUUCAUGAAACAUCCACUUUACCUCCUUAUAUUUUAUGGAGAAUUUAUUCUAAAAGUGUACUUUGAGGUGGUGUUGGUGUGACAAAUAAUUUCACAAGAAAAUCAUAAGCAUAACCGAUCAGCUUAGACAUGGUGAUUCGUACCCAGCUUCAAACUUAAGGUGUGGUUUUUACAGGAAAGUCUAAAACCUAUUUUCCCAAUAAUAAAUAUAAAAUUGUAAGUUAAA